AGGUGUGCGGACGGAGCGUCCAGUGCCUCGGUGUCGGCUCCUCUCAGAUUUUCUCUCUAACUUUCAUAACUUCGCUCCCUCCACAGCUUGUAAGAUAUGGAGACGUUUCUAUUCACAUCCGAGUCUGUCAACGAGGGACACCCCGACAAGCUGUGUGACCAGGUGUCUGAUGCUGUCCUUGACGCCUGCCUCGAGCAAGACCCUGACAGCAAGGUUGCAUGUGAAACUUGCACAAAGACCAACAUGGUCAUGGUUUUCGGAGAAAUCACCACCAAGGCCAAGGUUGACUACGAGAAGAUAGUCCGUGACACAUGCCGCAACAUCGGUUUUGUCUCUGCCGAUGUCGGUCUUGACGCUGACAACUGCAACGUGCUGGUCAACAUCGAGGAGCAGAGCCCCGAUAUUGCUCAGGGUGUCCAUGGUCAUUUCACCAAGCGCCCGGAAGAGAUCGGAGCCGGUGACCAGGGUCACAUGUUCGGGUAUGCCACCGACGAGACCCCCGAGUUCAUGCCCCUCAGCCAUGUGCUUGCCACAAAGCUCGGUGCUCGCCUCACCGAGGUGAGGAAGAACGGGACUUGUCCAUGGGUGAGACCUGAUGGCAAGACUCAGGUGACGGUUGAGUACCAGAACGAAAACGGUGCCAUGGUCCCUGACCGUGUCCACACCGUUCUCAUCUCCACCCAACACGACGAGACAGUCACAAACGACGAGAUUGCCCGUGAUCUCAAGGAGCAUGUGAUCAAGCCCGUCAUCCCGGAGAAAUACCUCGACGAGAAAACCAUCUUCCACCUCAACCCGUCAGGCCGGUUUGUCAUCGGUGGACCCCACGGGGAUGCUGGUUUGACCGGACGAAAGAUCAUCAUAGACACUUACGGUGGUUGGGGAGCCCAUGGUGGUGGGGCAUUCUCAGGGAAGGACCCAUCAAAGGUGGACAGAAGCGGAGCUUACAUAGCCAGGCAGGCUGCCAAGAGCAUAGUGGCCAAUGGACUUGCUCGAAGGGCACUGGUUCAGGUCUCGUACGCCAUUGGAGUGCCCGAGCCAUUAUCAGUCUUUGUCGACACAUAUGGAACAGGUAAGAUCCCCGACAAGGAGACUCUGAAGAUUGUGAAAGAGAGCUUUGAUUUCAGACCAGGAAUGAUCUCCAUUAACCUCGACCUCAAGAGAGGAGGCAGUGGAAGGUUCUUGAAGACUGCGGCUUAUGGGCACUUCGGUCGGGAGGACACUGACUUCACCUGGGAGGUGGUGAAGCCUCUCAAGUGGGAGAAGCCUCUAUCUUAAUAAUGGACCCAUUUCGCCCUUACAAGUGGCUUGGCUUAUGUCUUCUUACCCGUUUGUAUUCAUUCUGAUGUUUUAAAAACUCUCUCCGCUCUGUCCUUGGGAAUUUCUAAUUCUGUUUUUGGUUUGGUUUCUUUGUUGAUCGUUGUAUUGUAUUUUACCCAUUUUGUUUUAGAUUUGGUUCUUUCUUC
This is a messenger RNA of Tarenaya hassleriana, 1466 nucleotides long. Its product is annotated as S-adenosylmethionine synthase 1-like. The coding region runs from base 97 to 1278 and encodes 393 amino acids. NCBI's taxonomy places the organism in Eukaryota, Viridiplantae, Streptophyta, Magnoliopsida, Brassicales, Cleomaceae. The transcript is spliced from 2 exons. The record is from RefSeq and is a predicted model, not a curated record. Gene Ontology annotation, biological process: S-adenosylmethionine biosynthetic process. Gene Ontology annotation, cellular component: cytosol. Gene Ontology annotation, molecular function: methionine adenosyltransferase activity; ATP binding.